This is a messenger RNA of Siniperca chuatsi (mandarin fish), 2180 nucleotides long. RefSeq names its product proline-rich protein 5-like. The transcript is spliced from 9 exons. The record is from RefSeq and is a predicted model, not a curated record. Gene Ontology annotation, biological process: TORC2 signaling. Bases 418 to 1437 code for a protein of 339 amino acids. Gene Ontology annotation, cellular component: TORC2 complex. Lineage: Eukaryota; Metazoa; Chordata; Actinopteri; Centrarchiformes; Sinipercidae.
GUGUCUCUUCGUCGGUCCUCCUCUCCGCGGGUUGCCAAGUGAGAGAGAAAUCAGUAUUUAUUGAGCUCCUCUGGUUUUGGCAGGACGCAGCCAAAUAAACAAUGGCGUGUUUGUGUUGACGGUCAGCGCGGGGCCUCCCAUUGGCUGUGAUCAGAGGAGACGGCACAGUGGGAGCCUGUGGGACACACACUGGGCUGUGAGAUCCCAUCAGCCACCUGGGCGUCCUGAACGGAGACGGCUCUGAGGUCGGCUCGUCGUGAUGUGAGAUGAGAGCGCAGCGAAGCUUAAGUUUUCACCGACAGAUCAGGACUUGGAGCUCUUGAACAUGAGAAAUUAUAAACUCUGCAGCAACAAGGGAGGAAAAAUGUUGCAUGCAGCCAUUUUUGCGUGUUGUCUCAGUGGUUUGAGCCAGGGUGCAUGAUGGGAUCUUUCCGGCGUCCCAGGCCUCGGUUUAUGAGUUCUCCGGUUCUAUCGGACCUCGCCCGGUUCCACGCCAGCUCACCUUCGCUACAGAUCUCCAACACCAGCGUGUGGAACAGUGUCCAAUCAGCUGUGAUCAAGGUGUUCCAGGGUGGAGCGCUGCAGACUAACGAGCUGUACACGCUGAACGAGAGCAUCAGGUGGCUCCUUAAAACGGAGAUGGGCUCCUUCAUCACCGACUACUUCCAGAACCAGCUGCUGACUCGAGGUCUGUCUGAAGUCCUGGAUCAGGUCCUCCUCCACUCUGGUGACGACCAGCUCGUCGUCCUCGCCGACAUGUGGGACAGAUUCUUCACUGAGAUCCUCCCCACCCUGCAGGCCAUCUUCUACCCCGUCCAGGGUCAGGAGCUGACAGUGAGGCAGAUGGCUCUGGUGGCCUUCAGAGACCUGGUGCUGUUGAAGCUCCACCUGGAGGAAAGUCUGGAAACCGCAGCCUCCGUCCCUCCACCUGUCACUCAGAUGCUGCUGGUGCUGCAGGGUAUCCACGAGUCUGGCGGUCCCAGUCUGGAGUAUUACCAGUUGGAGCGUCUGGUGGAGAUCGUCGUGUCUCCGUAUCUCAGCAACGUUCUGCAAAACAGAAACGAGCUCCGGCUAGAGUCCCGUCAUCUGCGGUCGUCGGGCUCGUUGCUAAGCGACCAGUCCCAGCCAGAGAUCACCAUCACUCAGCAUCACAACUCCUCCGACUCGUCGUCUCUGGCUCCGUUGGUGGAGCAGGAGGGCGAGGCCUACCUGGAGAAGUCCGGCGGCGUGCGGCGCCACACGGUGGCCAACGCACACUCUGACGUUCGGCUGCUGUCGGCGUCGGGCAGGAUGCAUGCUGGGACGGAGAAGAGCAACGGGGUAGGAGGGGGUGUGGGAGGCGUGGGGUUUUUGGUGGGGGGCGGGCCGAUGAGUCCCAGGCCGUUCUCCAGCCAACAGGACAUGGUGGAGUCCACGAGGGGAGGAGUUAUCUGCUAGCCAGAGUGGCUAAUGAGACAAUGGACACGUGAGACGAUACAGAACGGGAAUCUACAGGACGGGAGAGGAGACGAGAGGAUAUGGACAGGAAAUAACAAGGACAUUAUCGGAAUGAAAACACAAGACAGGAAACAAAAAUGACAGUAUAGGAUCAGCCAGAACCUGACGAGAUGAUAAACUACAGGAUGACAGAGACAUGAUGAGACAGGAGAGUAAAUAAAAAGACACGAAGGGGCAAGAAAACAGGAAAUCCGAACUGGACACGAAACAACCAGAUAGGAAAAGACAGACCCCAAGAAAUCAGGACGAGAAACAGGAAAUCAAAGGAUGGGACGAGAAAUAGGAAGCAGUGUGACAGAAGAAGACAGGAAACAAUAUGCUUUUUGCUGUCCUGUCCUUUCAUUUACUGUCCAUUCAUGUCAGGAAAAGCAGAAACCACAGUACAAGAAACAGGAAGCAAAGGAACGGGACAGGAAACAGGACAGAGGACAGGGGAAGUGUUCAUACUGAGCUCAUCUGUCCCACAGCUCCCAGCAGGAGGGAAAGCUCUGGCUCCGUACUGGGAAGACUAUCUGAACCAGUGACUCUGAUCCAGGAUCAGGUUCUGUGUCUUCAUGUUUGUACUAAUCCUGUGGACAGAACCAGACUGCAGGUUCUGAUUCUGCUCAGACCUCUCUUCAGCUCUUUUAGGAUUGUUAAUGAAUAAUAAAGAUUAAUUAAACUAAUUCGUGCCUUAUCUUAAA